Strongylus vulgaris is the source of this 378-nucleotide messenger RNA. Lineage: Eukaryota; Metazoa; Nematoda; Chromadorea; Rhabditida; Strongylidae. The record is from the annotation of a GenBank genome assembly.
AUGAACGCGUUUAUGGUGUGGAGUCGUGGACAAAGGCGUAAAAUGGCACAGGACAACCCUAAAAUGCACAACUCGGAAAUCAGCAAGCGUCUGGGAGCUGAAUGGAAGCAGUUGUCUGACAAAGAUAAACGCCCUUUCAUAGAUGAAGCAAAAAGGUUACGAUCUAUCCAUAUGAAGGCACUUUUCGCCAAUUACGGUCCACUCGAUGGGAUCAAAGCACCUGACUUCACCAGCUACUACUCCUCAUUCUUCCCCAACAGUAUGCUGUCAACAUCGUAUUCUCCCUAUAACGUGAUGGCCGCCUAUGCACGACAAGCAGCUGCGGUAGCAGCAGCUUCGCAACCUUCCCACUCAACGAAUUCAUUGCCUCAGACUUGA